This is a messenger RNA of Coprinopsis cinerea okayama7#130, 1020 nucleotides long. RefSeq names its product ketoreductase. Bases 1 to 1020 code for a protein of 339 amino acids. Gene Ontology annotation, molecular function: ketoreductase activity. NCBI's taxonomy places the organism in Eukaryota, Fungi, Basidiomycota, Agaricomycetes, Agaricales, Psathyrellaceae. The transcript has 6 exons. Gene Ontology annotation, biological process: fatty acid elongation. The record is from RefSeq and is a predicted model, not a curated record. Gene Ontology annotation, cellular component: endoplasmic reticulum.
AUGGAAAGUCUCAUUCAAGUGCAAGACGUCGUGCAGCGGUUCAUUCGCGAGCAGCCUUGCUGGACCACGUUCCUUCUUGCUCUGGGAUCGUUCAAUGCCCUUCGAAUCAUUUACCAGACACUGUCUGUGGUGCUUCAGACGUUCGUUCUUCCCGGAACUAGUUUGAAAAGAUUCGGGGCCAAGAAGGGAGCAUGGGCUGUUGUCACAGGAGCAACGGAUGGAAUUGGCAAGGAAUUCGCGAUGCAACUCGGCAAGGCAGGAUUUAAUGUCCUUUUGGUCGCAAGAAAUCCUGCCACCCUCGCUGCGACCGCUGGUGAAAUCGAACAAAAAUACAAGGUCCAAACGGGAACUUUCUCCAUCGACUUUGCUGCUGCUACCGAGGAGAAGUACACGGCUCUCGGAGAAGUCCUCACUGGAUUGGAUGUCGGCGUUUUGGUCAAUAACGUUGGCAAGUCCCACAAUAUGCCGGCUUACCUCGUUGACACACCUCGGGACGAAAUGAGGGACAUUGUCGAGAUCAACGUCAACGCAACCCUCCGAGUGACCUAUGCUAUACUCCCAGGAAUGGUCAAGAACAAGCGUGGUUUGAUCCUCAAUAUCGGUUCUUUCGCUGGUGCCAUCCCGUCGCCUAUGUUGGCCACCUAUUCUGGAACCAAGGCGUUCCUGUCCACCUUCUCCAGCGCACUCGGAGAGGAAGUCAAGAAAGACGGCAUCAUCGUCGAAAAUGUCAACACGUACUUUGUGGUUUCCAAGCUCUCUAAAAUCCGCAAGUCGUCCUUGCUUAUCCCUACGCCCGCACCAUAUGUCCGCUCCGUCUUGUCAAAGGUCGGCCUUGCCUGCGGUGCUGCGUUCAGUGGUCGUCCGAACACUUCGACUCCCUACUGGUCGCAUGCUUUGUUGGACUACGCCAUGACGCUGGUCGGGAUUCCCAGCCUGUUCAUCCGUUACACACACAACUUGCAUAUUGAUAUCCGUAGGCGUGCGCUUCGCAAGUUGGAGCGGGAAGCCAAGGCACAGUAG